AGUUCUGGACCAAUGAGAGGCCUGACAGGCGGCGCUGGACCAAUGAGCGGCCGUGAGAGACUAUUCCGCUGCUGAACCCUUCCGUCCAAUGCAGUAGCUCUCAUUUUGGCGGCUGAGAAGAAAACAUGGCGGAAAAUUUGAACGAUUGCAGGGUGCCCUGCAAGAUGUCCUGGAGUGAACUAGAAGCCUUGUGUCGCAUAGAGAGGCUGCGCAGUGAUCAGCUUGGAGUAAACAGAGCCAACGUGAAUGAGUAUGAAGUGGAGUUUCUCUGUGACUACAAGAAGACUAAGGAAGAGGAGUUCUACCUAGUAAAGUGGAAGGGCUUUCCAGAAUCGGAUAACUCCUGGGAACCCAAGAGGAACCUCAGAUGCCCUAAACUGAUGAAACAGUUCCACCUCGACCUGGACCGGGAGUUGAGGCGCCACAAGAGACGCUGCAUCCCUAAAAAGCUAGAUAAGGAAGUUGCCUCUUUUCUGCUCCAGAAAGCCAAAGUCCGGCAGAGUCUGCAGCGCUGGGAGGCUCAUUUGAAUCAAACUCGCAAUCACCCAGGCCGCAUUUUUGUCAUGAAUGACGUGGACCUAGAGGGCCCUCCAAAAAACUUCACCUACAUUAACAACUACAAAGUAGGCCAGGGCAUUGUGUUAAAUGAGAUGGCUGUGGGAUGUGAGUGUAAGAACUGUUUAGAAGAGCCAGUGAAUGGCUGUUGCCCUGGGGCCUCCCUGCACCGCAUGGCCUAUAAUGACAGGGGACAGGUCCGUAUCCGGCCAGGAAAGCCUAUAUAUGAGUGCAACUCCCGAUGCAGCUGUGGGCCCGACUGUCCCAACAGAGUGGUGCAAAAAGGCAUCCAGUUCAACCUGUGCAUCUUUAAGACAGAGGAUGGCCGGGGAUGGGGUGUCCGCACUCUGCAGCAUAUCAAGAAGAACACAUUUGUCAUGGAGUAUAUUGGAGAGAUCAUCACAACAGAUGAGGCAGAGAGGAGGGGUCAUGUGUACGACCGCCAAGGCUCUACAUACCUGUUUGACCUGGACUAUGUGGAGGAUGUGUAUACGGUGGAUGCAGCUCACCAGGGAAACAUCUCUCACUUUGUCAACCACAGUUGUAAUCCCAACCUCCAGGUGUUCAAUGUUUUCAUCGACAACAUUGAUGAGAGGCUUCCAAGAAUUGCUUUAUUUUCAACACGGGCUAUUCGAGCAGGAGAAGAGCUCACUUUUGACUACAAGAUGCAAAUUGAUCCAGUUGACACAGAAAGUACAAAAAUGGACUCUAGUUUCAGUCUUGCGGGGCUCCCCAGCUCUCCCAAGAAGAGGAUUCGAGUGGAGUGUCGUUGUGGAUCAGACUUGUGUCGAAAAUAUCUGUUUUGACACGGGUCUCUGAGAACACAAGACUUGUCUUUGUAAAGAUGUGGGAGAAUUGUACAGAUUUUAUAUAUAUAUAUAUUUUUGUGUUUAUGAAAGUGGAGACUCACCAUCUACAUUUUUAAUGUGAACAUGACUCUUCCUAGAUUGAAACCAAUGUGUUUUUUUUUUUUGUAAUUUAAAAUUUUUUUUGAGAGAGAACUAAAAACUGCAUCUCAUUAUAUGAAUACUUGAUUGCAGUGACUUUAGACAUUUUCUCCGUCCCACUUAAAAUUGCAGGCAAUACAAAAAUAAAUUAGUGAUUUAACAUGUAUAUUUAGCCAUCCUCACAGGGUGCAUUUCAUCAAGUACAAGAGCGCUCUAAAAUGUACAAGUACAUGUCAGACAUUCUGGUUUAUUAUAGCUUGGGUCUUAAUUUUCAAUUCUACCAGUCACAGUACUUUGAAGAGCAAAUAAAGAAACACAAGCAGUCAGAUUGUCAGGAAACAAACCUAAGUUAGCCAGUCUGCUAACUAUAUUUUGAGCUCCCUUUGUAGACCUAAUAGUUUGCAACAGUUUAUUCAUUUAUUUUGUAGCAUCUCGUACUAUUCUGUCAAAAGGAUGGCCAAAAGAACAAAAAUUCUAAAUAACUUGUCAUGAACUGGAAUUAGAUUUUAAAUGGCCACAGUUUUGAUUAUACACUUUACUGUGACAUUGUUGUCUUGAAAUUUUGCACUGAGCUCAGAGGAAAGUUUGUCAUUCUUAAAUGGUUCUCCUUUGUAUUUUGUCAUGAAAGGCUCUCAACAAUAGUCACCACAAUCUACUAAGCUGAAAAGCAACCAUAGUGAAAGUGCAGUAGUUUAGUUUUGCUCAAACAAAUCUGACAAGCUUUUAUUUUGGUAUUGCAGUUUAUAGGCCCCAUUUGGUGUUAUCCUCUGUCAUGUUCCUGCUGUCCGGACUCAUUUGUCCUUUUGGCAGACACAUUCAUCCUCUCUGCGCAGGGCUUAACUGUCCAACAUUAAAAAGGAUUUUUUUGUUGUUUUUCUGAGAGAUUUAACAUUUUGUAGUUUAAUAUGUAAAUUAUAGUGCAUUUUGUUACUUGUUACCUUCAGUGUCAGUUCAGUUUUCAUUAUGUUCCAGGUGUUCUGUUUAGUGCAUGGAGGUUUCGAUCACCUGUAUGCUUCAAAAGAUCUUUUUUUAUGCAGUGUGGCAAGUCAAAGUGUCUUUGACUGUUCUGUUCUGCUUGCAUCCCACUGCCCUUCUUAUCUUUUCUCAUGAACUCUGUUUCUUUUGUACAUAUUUGUAGUCUUGAUGAGAUGAAAUGUGUAAUGGAGCGGAAUAUCAUAGUCUCUGCUGGUGUUAGGUGUCUUGGUUUAUCCCUAAUCGAUCAGGUAAAAUGAUAGAUGUUUGAAUAGAAGGUGUGAUUGUUGUAUUCUCUAUUUUCACAUGUCCACAUUAUCUCCAGUAAUCCUUACCAACUCCACCACAGUGUGCCAUCAGAAAAGGUUCUUCAGAUAAUGUGAAAAGGACUUUCUCUAAAGCACAGUGUGACUUAUGACUAGUUUUCAACAUGUUGCAUGUAAUGUGCAUCUUCCCAGGAUGUGACUUAUAAGAUGAACUUAAACCUGCAGACAUACUGCAGGGAGCGAAUGAUCCUCACCUUAGCCAACUCUGCUGCUCAGUCAUUUUGUGUGUUUUGUGUAUGCAUACUACAUAUGUGCUCUGUCCUUUUUUAUCUUUUUCAAUGGCAAUAAAGGGGGAGGAAAUUUAGGCCAUUCGAAAGGUCAA
Amphiprion ocellaris (clown anemonefish) is the source of this 3122-nucleotide messenger RNA. RefSeq names its product histone-lysine N-methyltransferase SUV39H1. Bases 126 to 1361 code for a protein of 411 amino acids. The transcript is spliced from 6 exons. The record is from RefSeq and is a predicted model, not a curated record. Gene Ontology annotation, molecular function: zinc ion binding; protein binding; histone H3K9 methyltransferase activity. Gene Ontology annotation, cellular component: nucleus. NCBI's taxonomy places the organism in Eukaryota, Metazoa, Chordata, Actinopteri, Pomacentridae.